This is a messenger RNA of Angiostrongylus costaricensis, 1443 nucleotides long. NCBI's taxonomy places the organism in Eukaryota, Metazoa, Nematoda, Chromadorea, Rhabditida, Metastrongylidae. The record is from the annotation of a GenBank genome assembly.
AUGAAGCUCUCGCCCCUGCUUAUCAUUCGUUUGCAGGUCGACCGCGACUCCGCCGAGCAGCGCCAAGUGGUCGCCGGAAUUCCGGACACCAAUGAUCCUUGCUAUCGCCGUUAUGCGAACUGUAUUAUUGUGAAUGCACAACCAUAUGAGAGGAGAUCGUCAAUCUCCCUGGUUCGGUGUAAAUCACAUUGUUUGAACAGCCAGACCGGCGUCUACAGUUGCCGCUCAUUUAUUUAUGAUAACAUUAAUCAGGUAUGUGACUUAUUCUCUCAUGUCGGCGAUCAGCCACCAGCACGUCUGCUGAAAUUCCAAACCCGCGAUUACUUCGAGCCCACUCAUGUCGUUCAGUCCUGCCCCAGGUCUUCACCACCACAGGUAGUCGCAGCCCUUGUGGAUCAAAGGGAGAUUGGCCACCAUAUACACACUAUUUACUUAGCAAUAUACAUAAGUGAUACUGUAAGGGUUUUUUUCUCCAGUUUUCUGCGCACUGAAGGUUUCGAAUUAUACAAGAACGACGACAUCACGAUGCAGGUAUCGGAUGUCAGUGAAUGCAUCUCCGCUUGUCAAAGGAAUAAUAUUUCUGGGCAUGCGUUAGAUUGCCGAUCAUUCGACUUCGUGCGACCGAACUGCUCAUUCUCGUCAGAGACGGCUGUUCCAGUUGGAAAUGGUCAACUUCAACAACGUACGGACGCCUUCUACUACGAGAAAAUAUGCGUGACUGACGAUCCAGAAAGGCUCUGUUCGUCAUCGUUUCCACGAUUUCCACAAAUGAUUUUGGUCGGAUUUGCCGAGACUGUCACCGAUGCCAGUUCAUUUGAGAUCUGCUUCGAGCACUGCUUUGACAGCCAAAAAAUGUUUGGCUUCAAUUGUACCAGCGGAAUGUAUUUUUUCGAGGAGAGUCAAUUAAACUGCAUCCUGAAUUCUGAGGACCGUCACACACAGAAAAACCUGUUUACCGAGGAAAACACGGACAUUGUGGACUACUUCGAAAUCGGCUGCGACGAACCACGAGUACAGGAACGACUACAUGCCGCUAAAAUAUUCGGCACUCGUGAAAAGGUGGUGGUUUCCUCGGAGACCCAAAUCAAAUGGUCGAAGUGUGCAGAUGGCAUGCAGCAUCGACGGAGAGACUGUGACAGUCGUGUAUAUUGUGGUAUGGAGAGCAGACCUUGUGAUGAAGAAAAAGAAACGGUGACGAUGCAGAACCAAACCGUUGUUGCUUCAGGUAAAUCACAAUCUACUAUAGAACACCUCGAUUUAGACAAUCUGCCUUGGCCCGAAGAGAUAGCACGAGUGAAAGCCACCGUUGCUGCGAACGGACUACGGUGUCCGCAGGACGUGUGCUGCACGGUGUUCAAGAGAUCUUCAGUCGGUCUCAGAUUUAACACGAAAACCAAACGCCUAGAAUGGUGUGAGAAACCAAGCGUCGGGUGGUCGUGUUAG